AUAGUAGGCGGAGUCUAUUUUUAAAGGCGGGAAGAUGUCGGCAAACAACAACUCUGGAGCAGGCAAGGGAUUGCCUCUUGCUAGGAAACGAACUGAUAGGAGAUCAUCAAUAUUGAAGCCCUCAAAGUCAGAUGCCCUCUCUUCAUCUAUAUUGGCAGAUAAAAGAGGACAGAUGGAGAAGAGAAGAGUUAGCUUUAAUCAGAAUAUCCUCGUCAAGGAGUUUGCGAAACAAAAGGAAAAGAAACAGAAUGACUCUGUCGAAUCUUCGGGUUCAGAGACUUCGGCCACUAACCUCUCUAAAGUGUAUGAGACCCAAGCCAACGAGUCCUUCUUCCAAAUCUCCACUCCAACCAUCGGAGCUAAGAAGAGACGCAUCACUGGGCUACCUGAUCGACUCUCUAUCAUUCCUCAAGCAUAUAAACCGGACCUUGAAGACGACCUUGAGUUUGAGCCUUAUGCUGAAGAGAGUCCAGGAAUUACAGAAAAAGGUGCCAUCAUAGAACAACCACCUCAGCAGCAGUCUUUCAUUGGGGGAGAGAUCAGUGAUAAGGAGAAUCAGGAGCAGAUACUGGAACCAGAACCAGUACAGCAGCAGGUUGAUCCUGUACCUCUUACUUGUAAUCCUGACCAGUUCCUUCAAGCAUCAGUUGUUACCAUCAACCAAUCAGUGGAUAUGAGCCUUACUUUAGGAGCUACCUCAGUUCAGCUGCAGUUAGGAUCAUCUAAAGACUCCAGUGAGCCCAAGACUGAUGCACAUGGACCAGCUGGUACCAUCAACCAGUCAGAAGACAUGAGCUUGACAUUAGGGGCCACUUCAUAUACUACUUCAGUUCAGUUACCUAAGACUGAUGCACAUGUAUCAGGAGGAGCACCUGAUGGCCCUACACAGCAGCAACAACAAGUCUUUGAAGAGGAGUCUUUGUCUAAACCAGAGAAGGAUCAGGAAGGGCCGGUCCCUGUAGCUUCAGUUCAAGCUAUUCAACAAGAAGAAGAGAGGCACCAUGUUUCUGUAACCAAACCUACACGUAUUGAUGAGCAGCAACUCUCUCCUAAGUUCUGCUAUGACUCCCCAGUAGUAGAUAAUAUGGAUUAUAAGAAUAUGGAUACUCCAGUACCGAUAUCACCUGACAGCAUUUCCAAUACUUAUAAAGCUAAUAAUAAUGAUGGUAGUUAUUGUGCGAAUUCUGAUUCCUCGCUCGAUGUCACAUGUCACGAUAAAUCAAUGUUUUCUCAUGCUGGGGGUACACUCCUCAGUGGAGAUAUGUCCAUGACGUAUGACGAUUCUAAUAUAUUUGACGUAUCUGAUGGUGACUGUAUUCCUAAGGGACCCAGUGAAGCUAUCCAGCAACAUCUUCCUCCUACCACUUCUCAUUUACCAGUUACAACUGGUAACACUUCAUCAAAUAAAGCGGACAAUCCUUCACAUACCAGUAUUGUACAUCCACCAGUUACUGCUCCUGCUAGCACACGUGUUGAGUCUUUUCUUCAAAACCUUCCCCCAAGUACUCAAAACUUAGCGCAGACACUAGAAACCUUACCUCCUCCCCCAAUGACUAGUGGGCCAGUGGUCGCUGCUCCUGUAUCAUCAUCAGAUAUCAGUCAGAGAUUGCCUUCUCCCCCUCCAUCUCUCACACAAUCAGUUGACAUGUCAUUAGUGACCCCUACUGGAUCCUUUUGUAUGCCAAUUGAGAAAAAUGUUCCCCUUCCAUCAACUUCACAAAUAAUGGCAGCUCCUCAUGCUUCUGUCAUGGAAGAUCUACCUCUUCCUAUAAUGGCCCCUCCUGAUAAUGUCCAUUCUUCUAUUAGACAAGAUAUAUCUCUUCCUAUAGUCAAUACUUCAGUAGCUCCUACUUAUACUAGUCUACACUCUCAGGUCAAUACCUCAGUAGGUCCUACUAAUGGCCGCCACUCUCACUCAUUCAAAGCUGCAGUAGACAGCAAGUCAGGCAGUACUACAUCAGGAGAGAAGACAUCUAAAUUGCCAGCAGCUCUGUCUCUUAUUCCUGAUACUGACAGUCGUACAGCUCCCAUUUCUACAGCUAAUACAUCAAUAGGUUCUACUAGUCAGACUUAUGCUCAGAUACACAGUAUGGAUAUACAGGUUACUGUAGAGCCUCCUACUCAAUUAGCUGCUCCAGAUCAAUCUUUCACUUCUGCUGAUAGUGAGCAUAAUGUUAGUCAUCCUCCUCCUCCUCUUGAAGCUGUAGCUGCUCCUGAUGAUAAUAAAUCUUAUAACAUUAAGAAUCGUACUAUAGAGAAGAUCCCUCAUCUUCCUAAAUCUCCUCUUUGUAUCUCUCACUCAGCUAAUGUGUCUUCAGUGGAGUCUACUAGUAAUGAUACUAACAAGAAGCAACUUCCACUUCCUUUUGCAUUAACCGAUACGUCAGUACCUAAUAUUGAAGAUGAGGCUGAGCCUCCUAUAGAAGCUAAUAUUGAGAAGCAACCUUGCAAUACAUCUGCAGUUGCUCCUAGUGUACAUCCUAUUGAGAAUAAGGCUGGCCCUCCUCAUACACCAUCAGUAAUUGUCGCUCCUAAUGAUUCAAUGGCUUCCACUAGUACUCAUCAAACUGAAGCAUCAGUGAGUACAGCUCACAGUGAAGUUGCUGAUCUUAUACAUCAUUCCUUCAAUGUCUCUGCUGGUCAGAAGCACCCCAGUAGCUCCUCUACUAUAGCUGUGUCUAAAAAGUUAGCCAUCACUCCUAAAUCAGGCACUAGGACCAUGUCAGGACUCAAGUCUCCUUAUAUGCCUGACUAUAGUGGCCCUAAUACUUAUGUACAGCAGCGGACUGGUAGCUUAAAGAAGACAAAAGAACAGCAACUCAGUAGUAGUCUAAAGAAACCUAAAGUACAGCGAAGAACAAACGAGCCUCUUUCAAGGUCCAUGCAAUUGAGGUCAUCGUCCACAGGAAAGAAGCAACAGUCAAUGGAUCCCAUUAGGCCAUCAAUACAACAUGGCCAGAGAUCAAUGGAGUCCUCAUAUCAACAGGAACAAGUCUCUAGACCUUCUACUAGAGCUUCUCUUAAUAGAACCGGUGUCUCUGAUACAAGAAGUACUUCUACAUUCAUAGUACAACCAGCAGCAGUUCUUGUACCUGAACCAGAUGAAGAAUGUAUUGAGGAAGAGGAACCAAAUGACAGGACAUUUGUAAUUCACACUAGUUCUCUCCAUCAGUCUGCACAAUUGGAUGGUUCUCCUGAGCUUGAUGACACUGUUGUCCUAGAGCAAAGCAAUAAAGAUACAAACUGGAUCAACGAAGUCUCCGAAAUUGAUUUUGUCGAGAACACUCCAGCAAGCAACACUCCAGUCCCUCGCCGGUACUUGACUCGUAGCGCCAGUAAAACUGGUUCACCUCGUCCUACUAGUGCUAGUAAGAUACCCAAACUGACCCCACGUAGGGCAAAAGGCCAGUCUGCUAGUAAAGCAAGUAAAGCUAGACUGGAGCGAAUAGCAACUGGUAUGGCAGCACUGCAGGAUGAUACACUUAGCACUGGUAGAAAGUUUGAUGAUUCACUUCAUAUACACACACCUGAGAUUCUUGUAUUGGAUGAAACUGUCAAUCAGACAACUUUCAUGGAAGGAGAUGAUUUGUUAGAUUCUACUGUGGCCUCUUCAUCUACUGGUACUGACUUUCUUAAAAGAAUAGUUGUGGCUGCUAAUGCAAAUGAAACUAUAAACUUAGUGGAAGAGUAUGAGAAGCAGGAGAAGGAGAGAGAGAAGGAAAGGAAGAGGAAAGAAGAACUCCAGAGAUUAGAAGAGGAGAGAAAGGAGGAAGAAUUAAAAAGAUUGGAAGAGGAGAGAAGGAGAAAGGAAGAGCUUGAAGAAUUGGAAGAGGAAAGGAAGAGAAAAGAAGAGCUUGAGAGAUUGGAGGAGGAAAGGAAGAAGGAACAAGAACUUAAAAGAUUGGAGGAGGAGAGGAGGAGAAAGGAAGAGCUUAAAAGAUUGGAGGAGGAAAGGAAGAAGGAAGAAGAACUUAAAAGAUUGGAAGAGGAGAGGAGGAGAAAGGAAGAGCUUAAAAGAUUGGAGGAGGAGGAGGAGAGAAAGAAGGAAGAAGAGAGACUGGAGGUGGAACGAAAAAAUCAAGAAGAAGCAAAAAGACUUGAAGAUGAGAGGAAGAGACUGGAAGAGCUUGCACUUUUAGAAGAAGAAAGGAAGAAAAGAGAAGAGAAUGAAAGGCUAGAACAAGAACAACUGAGGCUUGAGGAAGAAAAAAGAAAGAGAGAGGAAGAUGAACGUCAACGAUUAGAAGAGGAAAAGAGAAGAGAAGAAGAGAGAAAGAAGAGAGAAGAGAAUGAAAGGCAACUGAGACUAGAAGAAGAAGAACGUCAACGAUUAGAAGAGGAAAGAAAGAGAGAGGAAGAGGAGAGACAGCGACAGGAAGAAGAACGUGAACAAUUAGAAGAGCAAAGAAGAAGAGAAGAAGAGCAAAAGAAAAGAGAAGAGAAUGAAAGAUUAGAACAAGAGCGACUGAGGCUUGAGGAAGAAGAAAUAAAAAGACAAGAAGAAGAACGUCAGCGGUUAGAAGAGGAAAGGAGAAGGGAAGAAGAAGAGAGAAAGAGACAAGAGGUUCUUAACAAGCGGAUAGAGGAGGAGAGACAAAGACGGAGACAAGAGGAAAGUAGAAGACAAGAGGAGAGCAGGAGACAAGAAGAAGAAAGAGAAGAAGAAGGAAAGGAUGACGACACAACUACACAAGAGAGAGGAGAAAAGUGUGCAGUUAGUGAAGAAUCUAAAGUGAUUGAGACAAACUCAGUUCAACCUUCAAUCCUCUUCAUUGAUGUCUUAAGGAGAGUAGAAAGAAAGGUAACAUCAGUUUUUGAUAUGAUCAAUUUAAGGCUACUUGAUGAUGGACCAAGAUUCAAGAAAGACUUGAAACACCUUCAUGGAGUAGCCUAUUCAUCUCUUUUGGUUAUUCGUUGUAUGCUAAACUAUGCAAGAUCCAGUAGCCUACAGUCACCUCAUUGCAAUAUAGUGAUACCUGAUACUGCCCCUGGUCUGUUCCCUAAUGGCAAUGAUGGAUCUGGAUCAAUGGAAGAGAAGGAGGAAUGGGUCAAGAAUCUACUACAAGUGAUGGAUUACUAUAUUAAUGGAUUAAUGAAGAAAAGCAUCAAAGAGACAUAUGAACAACAUUAUGAAUGGAAGGUAUCAUUUUGGUGCAACGAGUAUGCGGAUAUUGUAUUCAAGAAGAGAAAUAUAAAACUAAGAGUGAAUCUAAGCACUAAAGGGAUACUUCCUUCUCGAACUUGGGCUGUUCAUCGCUGUCAGAAGAUUGAUUCUAUUCACUUUUCGUCACUAACUGAAGAUGCAAAAGUAGAACAGUUUCAAACACACAAUUUUAAGCACAACUCCACAAUUUGGGAUAUACCAAUGUUGAUCCAGGAAGUCUUGCAGAUUUAAAGCCAUUUUAAAGAUUAGAACUUUACAGUUAUUAGCCGUCGAGAUCAUGUUUUUGUCUUAUAAUUAAUGUUAUUAUCAAUUUAUUAAUAUUAUUGCACACAGACAUUAUAAGUAUAAAAUUUUAAGUGAUAAAACAUCUCAAAUUAUGUCACUUUCAACUUCGACUCUA
Messenger RNA from Amphimedon queenslandica, 5564 nucleotides. Its product is annotated as titin homolog. Bases 35 to 5395 code for a protein of 1786 amino acids. The record is from RefSeq and is a predicted model, not a curated record. The transcript has 20 exons. Gene Ontology annotation, cellular component: phosphatidylinositol 3-kinase complex, class III, type I; phosphatidylinositol 3-kinase complex, class III, type II; phagophore assembly site. Gene Ontology annotation, molecular function: phosphatidylinositol 3-kinase binding; protein-macromolecule adaptor activity. Gene Ontology annotation, biological process: autophagosome assembly; mitophagy; late endosome to vacuole transport. Lineage: Eukaryota; Metazoa; Porifera; Demospongiae; Haplosclerida; Niphatidae.